This is a messenger RNA of Paraglomus brasilianum, 1923 nucleotides long. The record is from the annotation of a GenBank genome assembly. NCBI's taxonomy places the organism in Eukaryota, Fungi, Glomeromycota, Glomeromycetes, Paraglomerales, Paraglomeraceae.
AUGUACAUCUAUUUUGGCUUGAUGUAUUAUAACCCUUAUGCCAUCUACAAGGCAUUUUUCCUCGUAGUGGAGACUGAAUUUAGGCUUGGAGCUCAGGUCCGGGCCUUCUGGCAAUGGACUGUAGACGGCCAAGGGAACGAAAAUCAAGACAAACUCUGCUGGGGAACAGUUAACAAGGUCGAUGAUACAAAUUAUCCCACCGGAGCCCGCACAUUUGGGAUAUUCUAUGACUUAUAUUAUCCGUUUGAUCUCGUUGUUGAUGAUGACAAUAACAAAAUUGCCCUGACCAUGUACGAGUAUCCCAAAUCAGAUCCUAACUGUCGUGAGAUAGCCAACUUCGACCUUUCUCGUGUAUAUUCAUGCAGGACGACAGCUGCAGACUAUAACCCUGUUCGAGCAUUACCUGUGAUUCGGUAUUACCAGUUGGGCUACUGGAUGAGCAAUCUCUUCGCCAUGAUUGUCCCUUACAAUCUUUGUGAAGGAGAUCCUAUUUGGUGUACUUGUCAGGACAACAAAUAUGUGUAUUUCUAUCACACUCCAAUGCACGUUGUGGACCAAGAUGACAGCACAAUUACCGUUACAUUCUACGUGGAUGAAUACAAGGCGAAGAUGGUUCUGGCCAAAGAUGAUGACGACUGGUAUUGCUUAAGUUGGGAGAAAGAAGAUACAAAGGAAACAUUGACUACAUACACUGGUGUCCUCUUGAAAAUGAAGCUUGAUUCCAGCCAUGUUUCUACAUUACCUGUAUCAAUUGCAAAGGCUGAGCUUCCCAUUCCAGAUCUUCAAAAAGUUGAUUAUGCUUCAAUCCAGUCUGCUCAUGAUCCAAAUCUUCCACUUGAACCAUUUUCACACUUUAGUAAUGAAAUUUCAAGGACUUUACUUUUAGGGACUACAUCUAAAGUCAUCAAUGAUACCAAUGAUGCCAUCCUGUGCACACUUGAAGAGUCUGGAACAUCAGUCAAAGGUAAAGUACUUGCAGGUCUGGGUAUGGGCCUAGGCAUAUUAGGUAUACUCCCUCUUGGAGGAGCCUCAACACCAGUUGCUGUUAUUGGAGCAUUGUUUGCUGGUGUAGGACUUUUUGAUGCCUUUAACGAACCUAAAUCUGAGGUCAAAAAACUUCUUUUUCCCAAUGAAGACAUGUCUCGUGAAGCUUCUGGUGGAAUAUUUGUUACUAGUAACAAUGAUUUGAAAAUUAUGCAUGUGCAGAUUAAAGACAAAGUGCUUACUUUCCGUGUUGCUAUGAUAGAAAGAGUGGAUGAAGAUACAAUAUAUCUGAGCUCCAAAAUAAACCAAAAAAACCUUUUCACAACAUUGAUGGAAAUUUCGUGGAUGAAUUUUGACAAUCAGGUCAUUCAGGCAUGCAAGUUUGUGAAGAUUUCGAAUCUCGUUCCCAUUGACAAUGCCUCUCAAAAACUCGCUGACCUUUCUGAAGAAGUCUUAUACAAUCUGUCAGAUGGACAAAUGAUCUCAGACCAUGGUGGGUCAGAGACCCUGUGCAACACCUUGAACAAGAGCUCAUCUACGGGUGACCUACUUUUCCAAUUUAGCAAUCCUGAGUCUCAAACCAACGCCAUAUUGAUCCACGCUUAUGUUGCAAAUUCUACUCGCAGCUAUGAUGUUAUCACUAUCCCAAAUUCAAAACUUACAGUUCUGAAAAUGACCAAAUGCCGUAUUGUUAUUGAUGACGAAUACCGCAACUCCAUUUCAACUCCCAGAACAGCUGAAAAUGAUGCCUAUGAACAGAUAGUGAAGAAUGGUGGCUAUUAUGCCUAUAGCUGGAGCACAAGAGAGAAAGUUUUUGCUUAUAAGCUCCAGGAUCUAUCAAAUGGCGCAUCUAUCAAUUGUACCAAUGAUUCCAAACAUAUAGUUUACAUUCCCAUUUCCGGGUGGAUGCCGUGGCAGAGGAUGGUACAAAAAGGAUAA